Molecule: messenger RNA, 1072 nt
Organism: Alternaria alternata
Lineage: Eukaryota; Fungi; Ascomycota; Dothideomycetes; Pleosporales; Pleosporaceae
Exons: 1
Coding region: 282-869 (195 amino acids)
Molecular function (GO): ATP binding
Source: RefSeq, a predicted model, not a curated record
GGUACCAGCGGAUGCGCCCGUGGAUCCACAGCGCCUAACGUCAUCUUCAUGCGCCGAAGUUUUCAGAGACCCUGAAGCAAUCUGCAGCGGGCACGCGACCUCUUACCCGAAUGAGCGUCAUGAAAAUAAGAAAGAAGGUCCGAACCAUCACGUUUUCAGACAUACAGUUAUCCACUGGCUCAAAUGCCCUAUAUGAAAGCCAACUUUAAACAACUCUCUCCAACAUAGCUAAGCGCAUAUUGAGUCCUACUGCAAUUCACGGCUCGGCUAUCAUCAGGAAAAUGACCAUACUGUCGGACAUCGCCUCAACCGUCAAAAACACACAACUCGUUCCACCAACCGAAGAUGAAAUUGCAUCAGCAAAGAAGGCAAAUCAAAACUCGGAAACUUCUCAAAGUCGACCAAUCCUCGAAAUCACAUCCUACGACCGCUUCACACCACCAUCUCCUAAACCAGAUCUAGAAUAUGAUUGCCGUAUGACCCAGAACCCGUCCCCUCAAAUGCGGAAAACAUGCACCGGACUCGACUCCACGCUCCAAGACGAGCUCAUGAGCCGCGAAUCAUUCAGCGACAUUGUGACCCGCGCUGAGGACGAUAUUCGGCGGCUCAUGGAGAUUAAGGAUGUACGAGCUAGUAGGGAGGGUGAGAAAGCGGUAGUACGAGUAGGAUGUUUGUGUGGGAGUGGGCAUCACAGGAGUGUGGCAUUUGCAGAGCAGUUGGGUAAGAUACGGUGGAGUGAGGAUGACGGGUGGGAGGUUAGAGUUGUGCAUAGGGAUUUGACAGAAGGAGUGGAGGAGAUGAAGAAAGCCAGGAGUAAGGAGAUCGGAAAGAAAAAGAUGGAGAAGGAUGGAGAGGAAGAUGAAAAGUGAGAGCUGUAAGAACUUAAUGCUGGUUUGAGGAUGAAGAAAAUGGAAUGACACUCAACCUAAUAGCAACCACGGGUGUCUAGUCAAAGGCGCUACAUCAUAUACUGCAGUCUUCUCAGGCGAACUCUUCUUCGCAUCCAUACCACCGCCACCUCUCAGGUUGCCCGACUUGAAAUCUCCCUCCUCUUCUGUCCCACCCAUCUCUG